This is a messenger RNA of Nilaparvata lugens (brown planthopper), 1249 nucleotides long. It is a transcript of the gene l(2)37Cg, whose product is annotated as probable DNA-directed RNA polymerases I and III subunit RPAC2. The record is from RefSeq and is a predicted model, not a curated record. Gene Ontology annotation, molecular function: protein dimerization activity; DNA binding; DNA-directed RNA polymerase activity. The coding region runs from base 169 to 498 and encodes 109 amino acids. Gene Ontology annotation, biological process: DNA-templated transcription. Gene Ontology annotation, cellular component: RNA polymerase I complex; RNA polymerase III complex. The transcript has 4 exons. Lineage: Eukaryota; Metazoa; Arthropoda; Insecta; Hemiptera; Delphacidae.
AGCCCAGUUUGUCGUCAGCUAACUUUUUCGUCAGCCCAGUUUGUCAUCAUCCCCUAUUACUUCUUCUGUUUCUGUAUUCUGUUCUGUUUGCAAUUUGAACAAAUCAACUAAGUACGUUUCUGCUUCUGUGACAAAAUCUGUGUAAUCUCGGGGGCACGCAUAACAACCAUGGAAGGAAUUGCUGAAUUAGCAGGUGAUGAGAAUUCCGGAGAUCGAUCUCGUACCUUCAUUUUCAACGAUGAAGGGCACACAUUGGGCAAUGCUCUGCGAUCAAUUAUAGUUUCCUACCCAGAUGUUACAUUUUGUGGCUAUACCGUUCCUCAUCCAGCAGAAAUCAAGAUGCAUCUGAGGAUACAAACCAAUGGGCCAAGAGCUGUUGAUGUACUUCAAAGAGGUCUUAGCGAUCUUCACAAGCUAUGUGAAUUUACUCAGCAACUAUUCAAGGCGGCAAUGUCAGAGUAUAAAACCAGGGCUCAGCUUGAAAGUGUACAUUCUUAAGUACCGGUUUGCAUCCUCAGCACAUUAUUUUUAUCGUCUGUGAUUUUGUAGCAUAAAUUUUUUAUAGGUUCAGUUUCUAACUGGAUGUAAGUAAACGUUCUUUUCUGAGAUAUCUGGUUUCAAUCUAUCUUGAAUAUAACUACUGAAUGUCAAUAUAUAUUGACUUGAUGUUGUAUUAAUAAAUAUUCCCUUGUAUCCAUCUUGUACAUCAGUAGCAACAAAAUUACUAGAUGCAGAGAAAACUUCUAUAAUAGCAUGUUAGUAAGUUUAUUAAGUGGUUGUGGAGGAGGAGAGGAGGAGGUAGAUGUGGCUGUUUGGUACACCUUUUUAUUAUUGAAAUAGGAUAAUCUUUUUCAAUAUAAUUGUUAAUAUCAUUAUAAGAGUGAGAAAAAGUGGCAACUGAAAUUUUUAAGUGGUCUAAUGAGCGAGUUAUGGGUUGUUGAAUAGCUAACUUUCCAGAUUUUCUCUUUGUUUUGACCCAUAGAACCUAUUCCCGAAGUUUGGCACUUUACUUUUGGGACACUCUGUAUAAUAGUGAUUUGAAUAGUUUUUUAAGUAAUAAUAUUUCCUUCUCAAUCUUAUUUAUAUGAUUUGUGAUUGUAUCUACGAACAAAUAAAUAGUUCAAAAUGAGUUUUUUAAGUGAUGAACAAAUAUUAGAACUAUAUGGAUAGUUUGUUCCGUGCUAGACGUUAUAUAAAUACUUGUGUAUUUCAAUUUUAUAUUGCAUAAGCAUUAAAGCUUGAUACUGAA